Molecule: messenger RNA, 2101 nt
Organism: Oryza sativa Japonica Group (Japanese rice)
Lineage: Eukaryota; Viridiplantae; Streptophyta; Magnoliopsida; Poales; Poaceae
Source: RefSeq, a predicted model, not a curated record
GGUCUUUUGCAGGCUUGCAGGUUGAGGAGCACUAGACGCUGUGGAGUGGAGGGAGGCGGAGAUGGCGGAACAGUAGCCACCAUGAGCUCCUCCCACUCCCAUGCUCAUGGCGGCCUCCUCCCCACCUCCCGCCGCCGCUAGCAGCAGCGGGCGACUCGCCAGGGUGCGCCUCCACGACCUGGCGCCCUACGAUGGCGCCGCGACCCCCGCCUACGGCCGCGCCGUCCAUGCCCUCUCCGCCUCCCUCACCCGCCACGGCGCCGCCCUCCUCGACCUCCCCGACGCCCACGCCGCCAUCCUCCGCUGCGCCCUCCAAUCCGCUCGCGCCUUCUUCCGCGCCAACGACCAACCCGCCUUCUACCUCUACCGCGCAGGGGGCAGCGCAAGUAGGACAUCCGAUGACGGCGGCGGCGACCUGGUCCCUGCUUGCAUGGACGACGCCUUCAGGUGUUUCGGUGAGGCUGCCCGCGCUGCUCUCUCUGCGAUUGCUCGCCAUCUCCGACUUCGUACCAAUGUAUUCGACCACUUGCUCGAUGAUACUCCAUUGCCUGUUAAUGAGGUCUCAUCCUCGGAGUUGCUGGUGGCUUAUUCCAACCAACACCUCCACACCGAUCAUGCUUCUUCUACUGCCUGUCUCGGCUCUUCAGUGCCUCAAGUUGACAGGGGCUUCCUUGUGCUCAUUGCUUCUGAUCAUCCAGGAAUUGAGGUUUGUGACCCAAAUGGCCAAUGGUACCUAGCAGAUGGCAUUUCAGGGCCUGGUGACCUGUUGCUUCUGACUGGAAGGGCACUUAGCCAUGUUACUGCUGGUUUGCGCCCAACUUCUCGCUACAGGAUCACAAAUGAGACUAGAGCAUCACUCACCUUUAGGCUAAUGCCACAUGCCAAUGCUAUACUGGAUUGCUCUCCUAUUGCAGCAGCUGGGCACUGCGUACCCCAGAUGUACCAACCCAUAUCUGCAAGCCAAUUUAUGGAUGACUUGUGUGCUGAAGAACGUGCUGUUUCGAAUCAUUCGGAAGCACCUUCUGAAUCUCAGGGCAGCUUCAUUAGUGAACCAUCUCUCAGAAGUGUCCUAUCAGAUCCAUUGUCUGGGGCUUUUCUUGAGGAUGCUAUGGUUCUGUUAUGUGGACACUCUUUCGGUGGCCUCAUGCUGAAGAAAGUCAUUGAAAUGGCAAGAUGCACCAUUUGCAAUGGAGAAGUUGAUCCGGCCACCCUGUUUCCUAAUCUCGCUUUAAGAGCAGUAGCUACAGUGGUGAAGAUGGAAGAUGAUAGGAGACUCUUUCAUAAUGCUGCUCUUCGCAAACACAGGAAAGAGGUGACCGAACGUAUGGAUGUGCUGAAGAGCACUGGAGGUAGCAGAGGCAAUGGUGAGCUGGUGUUGGAUGCUGAAAACCCUACAUCACCCAGGGGUGUGCAGUAUCCAUUUGUAGUGGGCGAGAGGGUCCUGAUCAUGGGAAACAGAAGGACGCCUGAUAAAUUUGUUGGGAAGGAGGCAGUCAUCACAUCGCAGUGCUUGAAUGGCUGGUAUCUUGUGAAGGCGGUUGAUAGCGGGGAAAGCAUACGGCUGCAGUAUCGGUCGCUGAAGAAAGUGUCGGAGCUGCAGCUUCAGUCAGAGAUGAGGUUGCAGCCACUCACCUUCCUGCACAACAAAUACCCCAGUAGUGGCAGCUGAGUUGAUUGACUAUCAUCAGUCUUAAAACAAAAAAAAAAGAAAGGAGAAGCAUAUACUGUAGCAGAAUAGUCAUGAGGCAUGCAUCGCCAUCAAGCGUGUUUUGUUGUAGUAAUACUAAUAAAAAGGUCAGUUAGAAAAGUGUGGUGAUAGUUAAUCUGGUGAUGAUAUGAAAAGGGUCUAUCCUAUUGGAAGGAGAAAUGUCAUGUGGGGGUUAUUAAAAGGACAUAAAGAGUUUGCUAGGAAGUUCCAAAUUCCUAGCGGUGGAUGCAGCGGGUCAGCCAAGCCAAACCACAAACCAAACUGACUUUUCUACUGCACUGCAACGCACCAGUAGAUGCCAGUUGGUAAUUCUUGAUCCAAGCGUGAAAAUGUGUAACUGGACCGGCUGGGCACUUGCAGAAAAAGUCGAUAAAUGUGUUGUGUUUGCUGUGA